Molecule: messenger RNA, 1724 nt
Organism: Bursaphelenchus xylophilus (pine wood nematode)
Lineage: Eukaryota; Metazoa; Nematoda; Chromadorea; Rhabditida; Aphelenchoididae
Source: the annotation of a GenBank genome assembly
AUGUUUUUUAUCGUCGUAUAUUGGUUGUUACCUUCGUACGUUGCGGCCAAAUAUAGUGUCGGAGUCAUUAGCACGGACCAAGUAAGGCCUCGAGAGUCGUAGAAAUGGGGGUUUCUGAGCUUUAAUUUGAAUUUAUUCCAGAAUUGGGUCUAUCUGGAUAGGUUUUGUUUCGUCUCCAACGAUGGUGUCCUCCAAUAUUUCUUCCAAUAUCCAGUUGUAAGUGUAAUAUAAUCCAAAAAAGAUGGUUUAGUCCCAUGAGAUUGAAUCGAUUUAUUUGUAUUUCGAUACAGAAGACCAAUGGAAAGCCGCUUACAAUUCCCAGAAGGUAACAUCCCUCCAUUCACAUUACUCUUUUAUUAGACUUGCAAAGAAAAAGAAGAUCUCCUUGAUCCCAGCAAUAAUCAGAUUGUCCAUUUGACAUCAGAUGCUCCCAAAUAUGAAGAUUCAAGUUGUAAGAAAGUAAAUAUAACUGGGGAAGAGUGGUACCAAUGUAUGGGGAAUCGCUCUUUUUAUUCACAACGACCGAGAUGGUGGUAUUUGGCAUUGGGAAACUGCGAUUCUACCAGUGGAUUGUACUUGGAGUACUCGAUUUUGAUGACAAAUGCAAACAUUACUAACCGAUGGUUUUAUCAUUUCUCUUUUGACGAGUUCUGUAAGUUUUUAGUCAUCAAAAACAUAUACAGUCUAUUGUAUUGAUGACAUUAUUUUAUAAUAUUUUUCAGACGCCCUGCCUCUUACAAUUGUUUUUAUGGUGCUGGAAUUGAUAAUCCUUGUAAUUUCGAUAACUUUUACUUGUAAGUCACUUACAAUCCCACUCCUUAACUUUAUUUAGAUAUCCUCAAGUCCCGGAACAUGUUACAUCCAACUUUCAAGAUGUUUUUACACGCUCUAAUAUUUGAUAUAAGUUGUGUAAUCGCCUUGUGGUUACAUUAUGAUCGAUAUGCAGAUGAUGGAAGAGGGUUUCCGUUACUUAAAUUUGUUGGAAUUAUGUUCAGACAGAUCUCUGUGGUUACUUUUAUCACUCUGUUAUUGUUGCUCGCUAAAGGAUAUACGAUCACAAGGAGGAAGAUUUCUUUUCUGAGUGUAAUGAAACUUCUUCUCUUCGUCGCGGCCUUCUUUCUGGGGCAUGUGACAAUGAUGUUAUGGGAGAUUUUGGUAAUUUUGUUAAUCUCGUCGUCAAUGUCUGGCUUUAGAUAUUUGACCCGGCCAAGGUCACAUACAUGUCCGAAUCGCUGCCUGCCUAUAUCCUCGCCGUUCUUCGUAUCUUAGCCUGGUUAUGGUAUAUCCGGUCAUCUUAUGUUACAGUGCGAAAGUACCCUUUAAAAAGGCUCUUCUAUAUGUCCUUGAGUGUCCUGAUGUCAUUUUAUUUUUGGUCCGCUCCCAUUACCUUGAUCAUUGCCAAUUUUGUAUUGGAUAAUUGGGUCAGGGAAGAAGUAAUGCUGGCGGUGGAAUCAGCUGUGAUGGUCUAUGGGUUCUGCACAUUUUUGGUAUGUGAUCACAAGCAUUCUUAUCAUGCACUUAGGUGUUAACCAAUCCAAUGCCCAACAAUAAGAACUUCCCUUAUCACGUGAGAACAAAUCAAAUAUCCCAAGACAAUUACCCCCAAAGUGUAUACGAGGUAAGAUCCGAUUUCUAGCUUUAUUUAUUACAACGACACAACCAAUAAUUACAAAAAACUUGUACAGGUACAAUACUCCUCGGGUGGAAUGGCAUCUGCUGAUUAA